UCAGUAAUCGCAGAUUGGGACUCUUUUAUCUGCCAGCUCGCUGAGAUACCAAGCUCGCUGUCUCACAGGGACAGUCGUGGCUCCUUGUUGGGCAGUUUGUCAAGGAGGGCAGGAGAGGGGCUGUUGGCUGGUGGAGCUCAGCUGGAUCCAAGCCAGCGCCAGCUGGGGGAUCAUGCCUGCAUACCUCCUGGGCAGAGGCCCUGCGUGUUUGGGAAACUACAAGAGAAGUUGAAUGUUUGCUUCGGCUGAAGAGAAAGUUUCCCAAGUCUUGGGCAGAAAAAGGGAAAGAGAACGGAGGAUGUUGCCAGUAGGUAUGUCUGACAGGAAGCCAUGACUAGCAGUGUGACUGUCAACAGGAAACAAAACUUCACAGCCGAUGUGACGCUGACGUGCAGAGCCCUUGCUGUGUCAUGUUGCCAGCUGAACUCUGUGACCUGGGGAGCAGUGUUUGACUACACGAGGUGUACUUCUGUCCAUUCGUCUUGCAAGAAUUUGAAUUGCUCUGUGUUCUGGUCACUCCACCUUGCCGAAGCUAGCGAGCCCUGUCUCUUUCCUCUUGACACCUGUUCCUGUGAAGACAUCCAGCAGCCAUGUGCAGAGAGGUGGAUGUGUGAGCCACCCUCGCGGCAGCCGCCGAGCGCUCUGCAGACUGCAGACAGCUUCGAGGUGUUUUGGCUGUUCAGUGCUCUGCAGAUAUGAACGCUGAGCUUUUCUGGCACGUUCUCACAUUGGCCUGGUCGCUCUCACCAUGCUAGUACAUGGGAAAGAAGACUUCCUCUCAGACAUAGCUUACAUCAUCCUGGAACUGAUCAUUGCGGUGCUGGCCAUCCUGGGGAACGUCCUGGUCUGCUGGGCGGUCUAUUUGAACAGCAACCUGCAGAACGUCACCAACUAUUUUGUGGUGUCCCUGGCUGCUGCUGACAUUGCGGUGGGAGUGCUGGCAAUCCCCUUUGCCAUCACCAUCAGCACUGGCUUCUGUGCCUUCUUCUAUGGCUGCCUUUUCAUCGCCUGCUUCGUCCUGGUCUUGACACAGAGCUCCAUCUUCAGCCUGCUUGCUAUUGCCAUCGACAGAAUCAUUGCCAUCCGCAUACCCCUCAGGUACAAUGGCUUGGUAACAGGCUCUCGAGCCAAAGGUAUCAUUGCCAUCUGCUGGGUAUUGUCUUUCAUCAUUGGCUUGACACCAAUGCUAGGGUGGCACAAGCGUUCCCAGAUUGAAGAGCUGGGUGCUAAUAAGUCCUCUCCCAUCAACUGCAGCAACAGUAUGGUGGUAUGUCUCUUUGAGGCUGUGGUCACCAUGGAGUACAUGGUCUACUACAACUUUUUUGCCUGUGUGCUGUUGCCUCUUCUCCUCAUGUUUGGCAUCUACUUGAAAAUCUUCAUGGCAGCUCGACGGCAGCUCAAGCAGAUGGAGAACAAGAUGGUGCAUGGGGAACGCUCACGUUCCACUUUGCAGAAGGAAGUCCACGCGGCCAAAUCUUUAGCCAUCAUUGUUGGCUUGUUUGCAGUCUGUUGGCUUCCACUACAUAUUAUUAACUGUUUCACCCUUUUUUGCCCAAAUUGUGCCCAUGCUCCCCUCUGGCUGAUGUAUCUAGCCAUUAUCCUGUCUCAUGCCAACUCGGUUGUUAAUCCUCUAAUUUAUGCCUACCGAAUCAGGGAGUUCCGAUACACCUUCCGUAAAAUCAUCAGCCAGCAUAUCCUGGGAAGGAAGGAGCAGUUCAAGGCAGGAGCAGCCAGCAUUAGGACUUCCACGCAUGGUGGGGAUGGAGAGAACGCCAGCAUACGAAUCAGUGAGUAUGCGUUAGAAGUGUACACCAAUGGAGAGAUCCACAGGGAUCCUGAAAAGCAGGACUUAAACAAAUGCAAAGCUGUCUUGGAAUGGCACCAGAAUGGAAGUGCUCUGGACAUGGAGACAAAUGGGCAUCUCCCACGUUCCUGCAAAAAUGGGAUUCUCUCAGAUACGUGCGUGAACAGGGAGCUUCACCAUGAAGAGUUAAUAGAUGCCCAGGUAUCUUUCUCAGAUCUAGAAAGCACAGCCUUUGCAGCAGCUGAUGUUUCCUGAUGAAUCGUUCACAGUCUUCCUGGUAUAAUUAUUUUAUUUUCCAUGGGCAGCCUCUGCCACGGCAGAAGAUGAGGCUGGGGGGCGGGGGGAGAGACAUGUAUUCAAGUUACUGUGGAGGAAAGGGUCCUUACCCAGGACAUUUGUGGCAAUCCUAAAUACUAGACUGGAGAAAAAGCCAAGAGACCAUUGAAACAGACUGAGAAAGGAGGGACAUGUAAACCAUCGAUGACCUGUCACCAAGAGCAGUGACAGGGUCAAAGAUGGCAUUCCAAAUUGAGCACUGGGAGACUGCUGAAGCAGGGCAUAUCGUGACAUUACGCUAUACUGUGUGUCUGUGGUUGUACAUCUGUUUUGCUGUCUUUACCAACAGAAAUAAAACCAUGGCUGAAAGCAUUCACUUGAUUGUAAGAGCAACAAGGAGGAGCAUCUAAUUAUUUGGCCCUGCAACAAAUGGAAGGAAGAUAGCAACAUCUAUUGGUCAGGAAGGAUGCCAUCAGCUGCCUGGACAAGAAAGGAAUUUACCUGAUGGGAGCUUUGGAUACCUUCAACCAUGACAUUUUGUCUUUCAGUUCAUGUUUUUAAAGCUUAUAGUGCAACAGGUUGCUCGGAUGUUUUUUCUUGUCUUGAUUAGAUUCCAUUGUGUUAAGUUAUAAAGAUGAACAAGAACUCAUAUCCAUUCCCUGGGCGCUCAAUGUUCCAGAUGCACAAGACAAAUGUAACCUCAUAGUUCUCCGCUCUAUCCAACAAAUAAUGAAAACUGAGACUAAUAUGGAGUUCCCUUAGCAAAAGGACAGUCAGCAGGACUUGGUGCUAGAGCACGGAUGGUCUUCAUCACCAGGGGUGGCCCUGCCCUGAGGUGCAGUGGAGAAUCAUCAGGUGUGAGGUAUCUGCAAGCUGGUGGGCACUGUCUGGCUACUGCUUUUACCUCUGUGUCUGUGCCUGCCCUGGUUCCCAGAGUACAAAUUAAUUCCAUGGUCCGAAGUUGUCAUUCUCACUCAAAAGUCUGUGGGAUACAUUUUCUUUAUUUUUUGAUGGGAAGGCAGGGUGGGGAAUGACACAGGAUGAGACAUACCUACUUACUUUUGGAAUCCCAGCUCAGUCUGAACAUCUUUUUCUCCUGUGGUUUCAGUUUUUUCCUGAUGUGCUUUGCUGUGAAGCCUGAUGUGUCCCAGCAGUGCAGAGGCCAACAGAUCUCAGUCUGUCUGGUUAGAAGAUACUCUGAGGAGCUGGAAGCAGUCAGUGUUAGUAGAAGUCUGCUUAGAAACUGCAGUAGUGUGUGUAAGAGAGCAGGCAAAUCUGCUACAGCAAAGGUAUGCACUGAUAUGAUUUGUCGUAGAGGAGUUUCACAGCAGCUUAGUAAUUUUCUGUAUCACCUAUGAAGCCGUGGUAGCUCAAGGGCAGCAGAGUGCCAUGUUAGCUUGUAUUCUACCUAAAUAUUUUCCAGUCUUUGUUUUCCAGACAAAUACUCUAUGCCUACUCUAUGCCCCUUGCCAUCAGCCUUCCAGGGAGAUGGGCAAUAAUGGUCCUACUAGAAAGUUAGAAGUCUGGCAGUUCUGAGGAUCAAGAGUUUUUCCUUAGCUAAAAAUAUCAGAAGUGUCAGCCUACAACCCUGGCUCCUCCUUGUGUCUCCUCACUAACAUUUCAGAACCCAAAUAAUCUCAUUUUUAGGAAGGAAAGUGGAGCUGCAUUUCUGUAUUUGGAGAAUGGCACUCUAGGUUUGUGUGUUCUCUGUCCAUGUUUAUUUUAAAUAUUGUGAAUUAUUAGAAUGAAAAUUAAGUUUUAUUUGAAGAAAGUUUUCUUUUUUUUCCAGUCUGUCUGAAUGAAGGUGAAGAGUGGUUUAUAAUACUGAAUGUGUCCAAAGUACAUGACUGCUCUUGGCUAGUAAAAAGCUUACUGUAAGCUGGGUAAGAGGAUGCGUUUGUCACCGCAAUCCUUAGCAGAAGGACAGGCAACUAUAUAGAACAGUAGACUUCACAGUUUAAUUGAACUGCUGCUUUCUUGGCAUGGCUCUACCACAUAGUCUAACGUCAGAGGUGUGGAUUGUCACUCCAGCACCAUUAGCAAAUACAUGACCAUUUCCCUAUGACUGAUGCUGUAGGCAGGCCCUCUGCAGGGUGCCUUGGGAUCUUGUUGCUCUUUAUCUUCCUUGAUGGAAUAUUUCUGUCGGCUCUGUGCAGGAUGACUCCUCUGGGCUCCUGAAACAGCAGCAGAGGAAUUCAGUCUGAAAAACGGGGAUCUGAUCUCUUUAGGCCUCAGCUGGGAGCUGAAAUGUUUCUAAGAAUAACACAAGAUUACAUCCGGUAUUCAUGUCAAUAACAAUUAGGUUCACAAAGAAGCAGAGCAGGGAAGGAAGUGUGGGAAAAUACCAGUAUAGCUCAUGUGCUGGAACACAGGCAAGUGCAGAAGUGUCUCCUAUUGAGCUUUAGUUGUCAUUGUAAAGGGAUGUUUUAUGCCACGUUGCAUCAGACUUUCAACAGCUGAUGUAGGUUGGUUGCUUUCUAUUGUUUCCUGAGCUUCUUCACACUCAAUUGUGGGUUCUUCUUGCUUGGUUGCCACAGGAAUUGAAUUGAUCUAUGUUGAUGUGACAAAAUUAAGAUUGUCCCUCUGGAAAACUAUCCUGCCCAGCCAAAGUAAGAUUGCCAUGCAAACUUAGAGUUUCCAGAUGUCCUGAAAUCAGUUUUUCUGUGGCUGUUUGAGUUGUCUCCCAACUGUAUCCAGUCCCUUUCAACAUUAGUGAUCUAGAUUUCAAAUGAAAAAGGGCCACGGGAUGUGUGUAGGAGGAUGUGCAGUGGUUGUAAGAAGGCAGCAUGUUUUGUAUGGAAUUGGAAGUCUGUAGUCACAGGAAGGAGCGGAGGGCAAUUGCACCACAUGCUGCGUGCCUUCUGGCAAACAUAUGUCUGAGAUGGACCUUCAGAAGAUGUUUCUGAAGUUGUUGGGGGGGAGCGUGAGCCUUUUGAACAGAAUUUUGGAAUUCUUGUUUCUCGUUUCAUGAUUGCAAGGCUUCCUUCCUUGUACUGAAAAAGAAGUUUUAAAAUCCCAUGAAUAAAAUAUGCUCUCCACUCUUGAGAAAUGCACCUCUUCCAAACUACACAGAGCAAGAGUCAUUUGAAAAGUUAAAAUUUAACAUUUUUUUCCUAACUUCCCUACUCAAAUUCCCAUUUUCCUUCCAGCUGGAGAUUUAGCUGAUGAAAUAGCUAUUCUGGAUAAACAAAGAUGGUGCAAGACAAAGGGAAGAAUGAGGUGACCAUCAGGAGAGGAUAGAGAAGAUCUCCUUAGGAAUCCAAGGUGCAGUGGGUCCAGAGAGUAACAGCUGGGGUAAGAACAGACUAAUUUCAUUGAAUUGGAACACGUUACUAAAAAUGACUCAAAAUCCAUAGAGGGAUGCAGUGCCUCAUUUGGUGAGAGGGCAUUCCAUGAAUUUCACCAUUCCCUUGAGACUACUAGGCUCCAGGGUUUGUCUGCUUUAUAGGGUUUUGGAGAAAGUAAAAUUCUGAUCAGUUGCCAGGAGUAAUUUUAUCAUGAGGAGUUCUUAGGUCUCUUUCCUCAGUAGGGCACUGCUUUUUUGUGUGAGCAAAUAAAUGCACUUAGAAUUUUGUUCUGUGCUUUCUUUUGGAUCGGCAGUAUCUCAGAGUUCUCUGCAAGCUUGAACUACAGCUUAUGAAUGGAGCCAACUGAGAUGAGAAGGAGAUUUGUGAGGCUGAUACUGGUUUACAGAGGGCAUGGCAGGACAGUUGGGGUACUGUAAACAGAAAGGACUUGCCACUGGUCCUAGCUGCUGCUAGCAAGUUUAUUGUGCAGACAGGUUUGGGAGUUACACGGAAUACUCUGAAUCUUUGAUCUUUCAUUGAAAAGAAACUCUGGAGAUGCUGGAGGGCAUAGGAAAGUCUUUAAGGUGUGGGAACAGACUGGGGUGUUAGGAUUUGAUGGGAAAUCUUGAUGUAGAAGGAAGAUUUGUAGGGUAUGUGUUUGGGAGGUUAUCAUGGGAGCAGGAAUGUGCUGGAAAGAGCUGAGGUUUGCACUGAUAGCCUCAGAGGAGUGGAAAUGGCUGAAUAAGGACUCUGGAAGGGAUUUAUAGUGUUAUGGUGCUCCUGGGUCACUGCAGAGGGGCAGCCUUGCCCUGAUAACUGCAGGGGGUUGACUUUGUGUGGUUUAUAUGUGACUGAGGAAGAGAUGUUUUUUCUGGAUUAUCUCAUUUUCAGAUGCUUAUUUCAUAAGCACAGUCAGGUGAAAUGAGCCCUUCUGCUUCACGAGCAUCACCCCGCGCACACCAUCCUACCCCCUAAGAAAAUCAGUUCAGCCCUGCUUUGUGGGAAGGACAAGCAUACAGUAACAGCUGUGAUGCAUUGAAACUGUAGAAUGCUCACUAGAGGUGUUUGGUACAUCAGCUGCCUAAUAGUUCUCUCCUGAUUUGUUUUGGGCAUCAGAUUGCUCUGAGACAGACCGAGGAGCUUUGUCUUUCUGGCCCUGAGCGUCUGACCUUUUUUUUUACCAGUAA
Molecule: messenger RNA, 6554 nt
Organism: Lagopus leucura (white-tailed ptarmigan)
Lineage: Eukaryota; Metazoa; Chordata; Aves; Galliformes; Phasianidae
Gene: ADORA2A
Product: adenosine A2a receptor
Exons: 3
Coding region: 749-2059 (436 amino acids)
Biological process (GO): adenylate cyclase-activating G protein-coupled receptor signaling pathway; G protein-coupled adenosine receptor signaling pathway
Cellular component (GO): membrane
Molecular function (GO): G protein-coupled adenosine receptor activity
Source: RefSeq, a predicted model, not a curated record